This is a messenger RNA of Cicer arietinum (chickpea), 1162 nucleotides long. RefSeq names its product stem-specific protein TSJT1-like. The record is from RefSeq and is a predicted model, not a curated record. Lineage: Eukaryota; Viridiplantae; Streptophyta; Magnoliopsida; Fabales; Fabaceae.
AGACACACCCUCAAUUAUCAUUUCCCAUCCCAUCCCAAACUGUAUAAUUCUUAUUGUUAGUUUUUUUUUUCUUUUAUAAAACACCACAAGGGAGGUGAGAGGGGUUAACUUAAUUUAAUUUUUUUUAACUUUUUGAAAGAGUGAAAAAAAAAAUGUUGGGGAUCUUCAGCAGCUCCGUGGUGUCUCCUCCAGAAGAACUGGUGGCCGCCGGUAGCCGAACUCCGUCGCCAAAGACGACGGCGAGUUUGCUUCUGAAAAAGUUCGUUGAGAGGAAAGCGUCGGCGGUGUCACUGCAGGUUGGGGAGCACGUGCAGUUGGCUUACACACAUCAAGGGGAGUCACUGCGGCAUCCCAGAUCAUUUGCUGUUAAGGAUGAGAUAUUCUGCUUGUUUGAAGGAGCUCUUGACAAUUUAGGGAGCUUGAUACAGCAAUAUGGACUUGCAAAAUCUGCCAAUGAAGUAGUUCUUGUCAUUGAGGCUUACAAAGCUUUACGUGAUAGAGCACCUUACCCUGCUAAUCAUGUUGUUGGUCAUCUUAGUGGUAGCUUUGCUUUCAUUGUUUUUGACAACUCCACUUCCACCCUUUUUGUAGCUUCCGACCAAUCUGGAAAGGUUCCUCUGUAUUGGGGAAUAACUGCUGAUGGGUAUGUAGCAUUUGCUGAUGAUGCUGAUUUGCUUAAAGGGUCUUGUGGAAAGUCACUAGCUUCUUUCCCUCAAGGAUGUUACUACUCCACAGAAGUUGGAGGCUUAAGAUGCUAUGAGAAUCCGAAGAAUAAGAUUACUGCAAUACCUGCUAAGGAGGAGGAAUUUUGGGGUGCAACCUUCAAGGUGGAAGGGCCAGCAGUUUUUGCAGCCACAAAGUAGAUAUUUUUUCAAAUGGAGUAUCUUAUGAUGCAUUUAUGAAGUAAUGUGUUUGUUUGGUUGUGAUCACAGUAAGACAUGCAUGAAGGGGCCAUGUAAAUAGCUUUACUCAUAAUUGUGUGAAGAGUGGAAGUGUGAAACUAGUCAUUGUAGAGUUUAUUUAUGUAUUAUUACAUAGGAUUUUCUGUGUUUCUAAUGUCAUUUCCAAUGUAAUAAAAAUGUAUGUGUCUGGCUUGAGAUUUUAAAAAACGUGUAAAUAUAAACUUGUUUCAACUAAUGGUUCAAUUGUCCACUUAUUCAAA